Molecule: messenger RNA, 1359 nt
Organism: Nanorana parkeri
Lineage: Eukaryota; Metazoa; Chordata; Amphibia; Anura; Dicroglossidae
Product: pancreatic lipase-related protein 2-like
Exons: 13
Coding region: 1-1359 (452 amino acids)
Biological process (GO): lipid metabolic process
Molecular function (GO): protein binding; triacylglycerol lipase activity
Source: RefSeq, a predicted model, not a curated record
AUGAUGGUCAGACUGGUCCUGGUGCUGUCCAUAGUGGCCGCCAUUAGAGCUGCUGAGGAGGUCUGCUACAACAGGCUGGGAUGUUUCAUAAACGGCCCCCCCUAUUCUGACACGCUGGAAAGACCGAUCAGUCACUUACCAUGGCCACCAGGAGUGAUCGACACUCAAUUCCUGCUCUUCACUAGAAGUAACCCUGACCAGUACCAAGUGAUCAGAGCUCUCAAUGUCUCCUCAGUCUUUGGCACCAACUUUAAGCCCAGUCUGAAAUCUUUAUUCAUCAUCCAUGGCUUCCUGGAGAUGGGGGCCAAGCAGUGGCUUGUAGACAUGUGUCAGACUCUUCUGAAGGUCUCCGAUGUGAACUGUUUCUGUGUAGACUGGCGCGGAGGAUCAUUUGCCCUCUACACACAAUCUGCCAACAAUGUCCGUGUGGUUGGGGCAGAGAUUGCCUAUUUCUUGGGCUUUCUUCAGGCAGUGUAUGACUACCACAUGUCUGAUGUCUACCUGGUCGGGCACAGCCUGGGGGCACACAUUGCUGGUGAAGCUGGAAAGAGACUGAAGGGAAUUGGAAGGAUUUCUGGAUUGGAUCCAGCUGGUCCCUACUUUGUAAACACCCCACCGAGUGUGAGAUUGAGCCCUACAGAUGCCGUCUUUGUUGAUGCCAUUCACACAGAUGGGUCACCUACACUUGUAAAUCUUGGUUUUGGUGGAUAUGGAAUGCUACAGCCAUCUGGUAAUGUUGACUUCUACCCUAAUGGUGGUGAACAGAUGCCUGGCUGUGAUAAAAGUUCUAAUAUAAAGGGAGAUCUUGAUGAGAUCGUUGCAGGACUGGCUGAGAAGAUAAUGUGUAACCACCAUAGGAGUGUCAUGUUCUUCGCAGAGAGCAUUUUGAGGCCUGAUGGUUUCGUGGGCUACCCUGCUUCAUCAUACAAAGCUUUUCAAAAGGUCACCAGAACCUUAGGUUUUGCUAAGGGAAGGGUUAAACUUUGUGCCUACAUGGGGUACAAGGCGGAUGAAUAUGCACUUGAACAUGGUAACUCUACAAUCAACCAGAAAUUCUUCCUGGACACUGGAGAUGCUUCAAACUUCCUGCGCUGGAGGUACGACGUCUCCAUCACAGUCGAUGGGGGCUUCCUCCUUUCCGGUUCAACUUACUCCUCAUUCAUUGAUGUGAACAUGGAUCUGAACCCCGUCCGGAAGGUGGAAUUUGUCUGGCAUCAGGCAGCAUUUAAGAUUCUGCAUCCCAAACUGGGUGCCUCAUCUGUUGACGUGCAAUAUGGACCUAGUGGCGAGACGUACAAGUUCUGUGGAGGUGAUCGGACUGAAGAAAACACAAUCCAGACUCUAGAAGAAUGUUUGUAA